CCUCCCGGGGCGGGGAGCGAAGGUAACCGGGCCGGGCCGGGCCGGGCCUGCACCAUGCGCGGCGGGGGCUGGCGGAGCCUCGGCACCGCCUUGCGAGCUGGGGCCCUGCUCCGAGCCGGGGUGCGCAGAGCUUUUUAAGCUGACUCACAGCCCCAAGUAGGUCCCGUGUGGCUGCGAGCUUUCUUCCUGCACACAGAGCACGAGCAGAGGAAGUCGAAGACGGUCACGCAAGCCGACAUGAAGGUGGAGCUCCUCCCGGCCCUCACAGACAACUACAUGUACCUCCUCAUCGACGAGGAGACGAAGGAGGCCGCAAUAGUUGAUCCCGUGCAGCCCCAGAAGGUUUUGGAUGCAGUCAAAAAGCAUGGCGUGAAGCUGACCACUGUCCUGACCACACACCAUCACUGGGACCAUGCUGGAGGAAACGAGAAGCUCGUUAAGAUGGAGACGGGGCUGCGCGUGUACGGCGGGGACAGCAGAGUUGGAGCUCUGACACAGAAGGUGUCUCACCUGACAACGCUCAAGGUGGGAUCUCUUAAUGUGAAAUGCCUCUGUACGCCGUGUCACACUUCUGGACACAUCUGUUAUUAUGUGACUAAGCCAAAUAGCUCCGAGCCACCUGCUGUUUUUACAGGUGACACGCUGUUCGUGGCCGGCUGUGGGAAAUUCUUCGAGGGAACCCCAGAGGAAAUGUACAGAGCGCUGAUUGAGAUCUUGGGCAGCCUGGACCCUGAAACGAGAGUUUACUGUGGUCACGAAUACACUAUCAACAAUCUCAAAUUUGCUCGGCACGUUGAACCCAAUAAUGCAAGUAUCCAGGAGAAGCUUGCUUGGGCCAAGGCCAAGUACGACAGCGGCGAGCCAACCAUACCCUCCACCAUCGCAGAAGAGUUCACGUACAACCCCUUCAUGAGAGUGAGGGAGAAGACAGUUCAGCAGCACGCCGGGGAGACGGACCCUAUCCGGACAAUGGGAGCCAUCAGAAAAGAGAAGGAUAACUUCAGGGUCCCGAAGGACUGAGCACUCUGCCUAGGUCACUUUACUGUCAGUUUCAUAGCAACUUGGAUUAUUCAGAUGUCUUAGGAAUUGAACGUUCUGUUGUGGUCGAGACAGUCUUAUUUAGGUUUCUAUUUUAUUUUAAUUGAGGAAAAAAAAAGCACUUUGCCCUUGUUGAGAUACUCUACAGCAUAUUUAUAUUAUGAUGAAGAAUAUUUAUCCCUUUAUUGCUGGCUCUCCAACUGUCACGUGUCACAUGCAGAUCAUUUUACAAGCGUUGGUACAUAGCUCAGAGGCUGGGGUAGGGAAGGGCCGAGCCUUGAGACCUAGGAAAAAAACUCCUGUUAUUUUAUAGGCGCCUAAUGUGAAUGCAGACAGUAGGAUUGGGGCUGCUCUACGUGAAGGUAUUCGGUCUCCAUUUAAAGCAGGGACAAAAUGCAGUUAACUGCAUUGCCAUCUGAAGAUAGAAACUUUUCUUCCAUGCUGCUACUUAAACUAUUCUGUCACUUCUGGCUCUACUAAAACCUCUCGGUGACAGACCUGCUCUGCUGCAGCCAGUUUAGGGCAUGGUUUGUUAAAUAUGCUGUGGCCUGGCUCUUCCCAUGGCACGCCGGGACUGUCCAGCUGUUUUGCAGGGAUCUUCUCUUCUCUUUGACAUUCCUUGUCAUGGACUGCAGUAACUUUUCCAGGCAGCAUGCUGGCUUAGAGAUUGCACCGCUGCUUAUGCCCUUUCCCUGUUAACUGAAGCCUGCUUGCAUGCACCUGCUUACUGCUCGUGGGUGUGAUCUGUGUGUUACUUGUGUGAGUACCACAAAAAUGAAGAAGGAAUUUGUCUGCUGUUCCCUGAGAAGAAAGGACUUACCUAGCAUAUAAGUGUCUUAAAGGCUUGGCAUCUGUCCUCAAUGCAUCUUCCUCCCAGGUGUGUUAAAUCCCUCGUUUCUUGGUCUCAGUUGCAUGCUGCGGAUCUGCUCAAAUACAAGAGAUUUGCAAACAAAUGUUUCACAGCUGAAUCUGUAACAGAUUUGAACAGUUUUGGUUCCAGUUUCUCUCCCUAGUGCACGCUGGUUGGUAAGCAGUGCCGUGAGGGAGUGCACAACCGCCUGUACUUUCAGCUCUGUAACUUGGUCUGCUGUUCUAAAGAGCGUGCUGAGUGGCAGUGUAGGAACGGAGUUUGGUGUAGCACCAUUUCCUUAUUUGCUUUAAAAAAAAAAAAAAAGGGUAAAUUUUUAUGUAUUUUAGAAAAAUGGUACCUAAAACUUUACUGACUCCUUAACUUGAAUGCUGUGCUGCUACAACUAAGCAUGACUGUACUGGUGGCUGUUUGACAACUGGGGAAAUAAACGCAGCUGUAAACAGUGUGGCAGUCUGGAAAAAAAGUGGA
Messenger RNA from Anas platyrhynchos (mallard), 2377 nucleotides. Its product is annotated as hydroxyacylglutathione hydrolase, mitochondrial. The record is from RefSeq and is a predicted model, not a curated record. Gene Ontology annotation, cellular component: mitochondrion. NCBI's taxonomy places the organism in Eukaryota, Metazoa, Chordata, Aves, Anseriformes, Anatidae. Gene Ontology annotation, biological process: glutathione metabolic process. Gene Ontology annotation, molecular function: hydroxyacylglutathione hydrolase activity.